Molecule: messenger RNA, 1689 nt
Organism: Lindgomyces ingoldianus
Lineage: Eukaryota; Fungi; Ascomycota; Dothideomycetes; Pleosporales; Lindgomycetaceae
Product: MFS general substrate transporter
Exons: 6
Coding region: 1-1689 (562 amino acids)
Biological process (GO): transmembrane transport
Molecular function (GO): transmembrane transporter activity
Source: RefSeq, a predicted model, not a curated record
AUGGGGGCCGCUCCGUACUCUUUCUCCUUGGAAGAUUCAGUACACGAGAAGGAAGGAAGUGUGAAGCUCGAGGAAGGACAGAGUCCACCAUCCUCGGACUCUGAUAUCGCAGAUGAGUCGACGCCCACGGAACAACCGAAUGCUCAUCGCUACGUUACGGGCUGGCGCCUGUUCUGUCUCUUGUUUGGUGUAUCGCUCGCCAUCUUCCUAGCCAACCUCGAAGUAACCAUCGUUAGCACAUCCUUGAUUUCCAUUACCAACGACUUGAAUGGCUUCAGUCGGACUGGGUGGGUGGUGGUUGCCUAUCUCAUUACCUAUACUGGCUUCAUCAUCGUCUGGGCCAAACUAAGUGAUAUACUGGGCCGUAAAGUCUCUAUCAAUGCAGCGCUGUUGAUCUUUGUUGUGACUUCGGCACUAUGUGGUUCAGCGCAGAGCAUGACCGCUCUCAUCGUUUUCCGUUCGCUCCAGGGUAUUGGCGCUGCUGGCUGUUUCUCAGUCUCCAUGGUCAUCUUCUUCGAAAUGAUUCCGAAAGAGAAGUACGCAAAAUAUGGCAGCAUUCUUUCCGCUGAUGUGGCCUUGGCAACUGCCCUCGGUCCCAUAUUCGGUGGAUUGAUUGUAGACGGCACCACUUGGCGAUGGGUUUUCUUGCUAAAUGUUCCUGGAGGCUUGCUAGCAACAGCUAUUCUCGUCUUUCUGAUCCCUUCAGGCUUCCCUCACCACUGGAAACCGAAAUCUGAACAGUCUAAGGCACGCAUUUUCUCUAUGGAAUGCGUGGAGCGAGUCGAUUUUCUCGGAUCGCUGCUUCUAAUCGGAGCAAACCUGCUUCUUGUGACUGCCUUGCUAGAAGCCUCUACAACAUACUCUUGGUCUUCUGGAGUCACAAUUGCACUGAUUGUGCUCUCGGCAGUACUUUGGGUUCUAUUUGCAGGCUGGGAGUGGUUCGCUACAAAGGAUACAGUUAAACAGGAGCCUGUUUUCCCUUUCCGUUUCUUCUUCAACCGCGCAUGGAUGGGCAUGCUAAUAAACUCGGUUCUGCUUGGCGUACCAUUUACUGUCAUUGUAGUUGAUCUUCCGCAGCGAUUCCAGGCUAUCAACGGCGUUUCUGCUCUUAACGCAGGAGUUCGUCUGCUACCAUACGCCCUCUUCGCGCCUCUCGGAUCUCUCCUGUCGAACAUAAUUUUCGCCAAGAAGAGACUUCCACUGACACUCCUUCUAGCCGGCGCAACCUUCCAGUUCCUUGGGCUCAUUCUGCUGGCUACCCUGCCCGAGAAACCUGAUCUCCCUAAUUCUCUAUAUGGAUUUUUGGUCAUCGCCGGUCUUGGCGUAGGCCUAACUUUCGGGACUCUAGUAGUCAUCACUCCAGAAUCAGUAGAACCUCGCGAUCUAGCUACAGCGACGGGUGCUAUGAUCCAGUCGCGCCAAAUGGGUAGUGCAAUUGGCAUGACCAUCGGUUCCAGCAUCCUCAACAGCUACCUCAAGUCAAAUCUACGCCAUGUUCUAAGCGCGUCACAGCUGGAGGCUCUGUUGCAGACAACUGCAGUUGUGAAAACCUUUCCAGCUGAGCUUCAGUUGCCGGUCAAGCAGACAUUUGCAGAAGGUUAUAGUCUGCAGAUGAAAGUCGUUGCCGGAAUUGCCGCAGCAGAAUUUCUGGCGGUAGCCAUGAUGGUCAAAUUGAAGCAUAGAAAGUAG